Messenger RNA from Bursaphelenchus okinawaensis, 922 nucleotides. Lineage: Eukaryota; Metazoa; Nematoda; Chromadorea; Rhabditida; Aphelenchoididae. The record is from the annotation of a GenBank genome assembly.
AUGUUUCGACUACUGCUUCUGACGCUACUAGCCCUAGAAUCAAACGCCCUGCCAGUCAUUUUUAAAUAUCACAGCGACAAAACUGAUUAUGAAGUGGCAGGUCAUUCCAAAGACUCAAGUGACAAAGUUUUGUUUGUUGCUGGCUUUAACAAACCAUUAAAACGUAAGCUUUUUUACUAACAACGUAAAUUUUUAAAAUUAAAUUUUAAUUUUUAAAAAUUUUCAUAACACUCAAAAAUCACUCCUAACUCCUCCCAUUUCAGGCCCAAUGUCAAUUCACGGUGACGCUGUAGCCUACAAUGUAGACGAGAAGGAUCUGCCCAACUUUAUUCCAGCCGACCCUAACCAAAUCACUACCACACCCAUGCCCAUCAACGUGCAUUCGUACUAUCGUGAGGUGGUGACUCGCUCAACUCGUGGUCAUGACUAUCUGGUCAAGUCUUCUGAAGUCUCAGAAGAUCAGAAUUCUAAUGAUGUUAGUAAAAGAUACCCAUUGACCGAAAAAGUAUCAACAGGUCAAAAAAUGGAAGAAUUGGAUGAAAAAAGAAUGGCAUCCAAAGUUGGAAAAUCGACCGGUAGUUCGAUGGAGGGCAAGAAAUCCACCGAAGACUUGAUGGAAAACAAAAAGUCGACAGGUUUUUCAAUGGAAGAGUCGAAAUCGACCGAAAAGUUGGUGGAAGAGUGUUACGGUAAUGUUCGUCUGCUACAUCGUCGUACUGUUCGUAAGAUGAACAAGAAGCGAAGAAAGUUGGCACAGGCCAUCAGGAAGCUGAACAAGCUACAGCGAAGCUUCUGUUUGAAGAAACGGCUACACGAAGACAGUGGGAAGUGCUCUACAUGGCGUACGGAGAAGAUGGCGUUGUAUGUCAAGUUGAUGCAGCUUACUCAUUGUAUCCGCCCGACUGCUCAGCCAGUAUUUUAA